Molecule: messenger RNA, 2797 nt
Organism: Eurytemora carolleeae
Lineage: Eukaryota; Metazoa; Arthropoda; Copepoda; Calanoida; Temoridae
Product: microtubule-associated protein 4
Exons: 17
Coding region: 2-2782 (926 amino acids)
Source: RefSeq, a predicted model, not a curated record
UAUGGAGGGAGAUGAAGAGAAAAGAAAAACUUCGAUUGAACUUGAAAUGGAGAAAUAUCUGGAAGAAGAAUUUAAAUGCAAUCAGGAAUGCUUAGAGGCGGGGUUUCAAGUUAAGGAAAUGAACAGUGCACCUCGUGCACCUAUUGAUUUAAGUCUUCCAAAGAGAAGUUCUACUGUUCUGAUGAAUCCAAGAACAGUGGCCAUGUCAGUUUCAGAUCAAAGUUCAUCAAAAAUGGAACAAUUUCAAAAAACAUCAUCCUCUGAGCAGAUAAUAAGUUCAGAGAUGGAAGAUUUAAGCUCAGAAAAUACGCAACCUAAUGUAGAGCUUGUUAAACCGGUUCUGUUGGGAGAUUUGCAGUUCAAUUCUGAAGUUGUACAGCAAAAUUCUUUUGACGCACAAUCUAGUUUAGAUAAUGCACAGCCCAGUUCAUUUGAUGCACAGUCAAGUUCAGUAGAAAGAACACUCAGUUCGGUUGAUGCACAGUUAGAUUCAGUAAAAACAAACCCCAGUUUAGUAGAUGUACAGCACAGUUCAGUAGAUACAAAUUCAAGUUUAGAAACUAAACAGCCCAAUUCAGAAGAUGCACAGUCUAGUUCAGUAGAUGUAGUUUCUACCCCAAGUUCUGAAACUAUGCACCUAGUUUCAACCCCCAACUCAGAAACAUUAUCAUUACCUUCCGAAAACGAUACCGGAGCUGAAACCAACUCUCAAGCAUUCGUCAUUAAACCAAAUUCUAUAGUUAGCCCGGUUAAAAGUUUGAACCUGUCUCCGCCUCAUCCUCCAAGCCGACAACGAGUAGUAUCUCCUCUCCGACCUGCCCCGGGUUCUCUACAGGGUGAGGAUAAGGAUGUAAAAGUAUCACCUCUCCGACCUGCCCCGGGUUCUCUACAGGGUGAGGAGAAGGAUGUAAAAGUAUCUCCUCUCCGACCUGACCCGGGUUCUCUACAGGGUGAGGAUAAGGAUGUAAAAGUAUCUCCUCUCCAACCUGCCCCGGGUUCUCUACAGGGUGAGGAUAAGGAUGUAAAAGUAUCUCCUCUCCGACUUGUCCCGGGUUCUCUACAGGGCGAGAAGAAGGAUGUAAAAGUAUCCCCACUCCGACCUGCCCCGGGUUCUCUACAGGGUGAGGAGAAGGAUGUAAAAGUAUCCCCACUCCGACCUGUCCCGGGUUCUCUACAGGGUGAGGAGAAGGAUGUAAAAGUAUCUCCACCCUCAAGGAUACCGAGUAGGAAGAAUUCUCCGAGUAUAAGUUUAACAGAAGAUCUCAGGAAAUUGGAGAACAGACUAGAACGAUAUCUAUCAAAGACUGGAAGUGAGGCUGGGAGUGAAACCUCGGAAAUAUCUGAGACAUCAGCCAACAGUAAUUCAAGUUUGAAUAGUCUUGUGAACCGACUUCAUCAUGGACAAACCGCCAGUACACGAGCUAAAACAGCAGAAAAUAUUAACGCGGGGAAACACAAGAACGAUCCUAUGACCGUGAGUAGAUCUAAGAACGAUCUGAUGACGAGUAGUAGAGCUAAAGCUGAACCUACGGCUAGGUCUAAACCUGAGGUUACUCGGCCUAAAUCUGAUGUUAUGACAACAAGUGUGAGAGGGAAAGAUGGUUUGUCUGUAGUAGAACCAACUCAGCAGAAUGGUUCCGCUGUUUCUGUAAAACCAACAGGAACAGGAUCCAUGUUGAAAACAACUCUCCGGAAAAUGUCAAGGUUCUCUAUCGGGAGUAAAGUGAAGAAGGAUGAAGAGUUUAAAGCUCCAGGAGCUCCUGAGGAUCGGAGAAGGAGUAGGUUAGAGACUAAACCAGGAGUCAGUAAUCCAGCAGUUAGGAGUAAAUCUUUCAAGGAACCAGAGAAAGCAGUCGCCAAUUCUAGAGAUAGAAAUAAUCUCUAUACCAGCUCACUCAGACGAACAAAGAAAGCGGUUGAAACAGAUCCAACCUCAGCUAACCAAGUUGGGCGAGGACUACGUUGUGAGAAGUGUACCAGGGCUGGACCUAAACGUCUUGGAUCUAGUUUUCAUCUACGAGGAUUGGCGGAGAGGAGUGCUACUGGAGCACAUCUAGAGAGGGUGGGUAUCCGCCGCUCUAUCUCCGCCUCACGGGGCGGAGCUAGGAUUGUCAAGAAGUCGAGGACAGUUCAAACUCAGCUUACUCUAGAUGCAGGGUUAGAUAUGGACGGAGAAGAUAAAAUCCAAUCAUCUACUGGGGUUGUUCACUUCCAGGUUUGGCUACCCGAAUUGUUGGGAGAAGAUACCGACCCUGUAACUACGCAUGUAGAGACAAGUACUGAACCAGCAGAUGACCGGAAGAACAGACAGCUAACCCUGGAGAACAUGAAACUCCAGAGAGAGAUUGAACGAUUGAAGGCUCAAUCUACAGAGAAUGAGUUACUAAAGAAGGAAUUGAAGAAUGUUAGAGUUAAAUUAGAAGAAGAACAAACAUGCAGGUUGAGUAUACAGCAGGACCUGGAGAGGAACCAUGAACGUGUACGGGGUAUCAUGGCUGGGAUGGAUAGUGUAGAGAAGGAACUAGAGACAAGAGAUCAAACCCUAAACCAACUUCAGGUUGAGCUAGAAAGACGGGAAAGUACUGAAAGUGAACUCCAGGAGGAGCUGACAGCUGCCGGUCAAACUAUCCAGGGACAAUCCAGAGAACUUGACAGAUCGAUGGCAGCUCAGAAGACGUUGAUCCAACAGCUCCAGGAGGCAGAGGCUGAAGCUAGAGAACUUCAGGACUUCAUGCAGGUCAGCGCAAAUUUUAAAAUCGCCCUUAAAGGUAUUGUUCACUGAAUUCUACUUAUAUUC